Molecule: messenger RNA, 7845 nt
Organism: Durusdinium trenchii
Lineage: Eukaryota; Dinophyceae; Suessiales; Symbiodiniaceae
Source: the annotation of a GenBank genome assembly
AUGGUCUUCUUCGAACCACAUCUGAUGGGAAUCGAUCCUCUGGUGGAGAAGAACUUCCUGGGCGGAAUGCCUGAAGGCCUCGAUGAGGAAGAGGUGAAAGAAGUCCGGUCCAUGUCGGAUUGGCUAUUGAAGCCUUGUCUCAAGUUCCUCCGCGAGGAGUGUGCAGAGGUGUCACCCACGCAAGACCAGAAUCUGGUGCAGAGCUUCAUGACGUUGCUCAUGUCCCACAUGAAGGACUUCUUGAACUUGGACCUCUACAAGAAGUCCGAUGGCAGUGAGGCUACGGCGAAAAAGAAUAUCAUCACCAUGAUCGAUGCGGUGGUUGUUUUGAGCAUAAUUUGGUCUGUGGGCUGCGUGUUGCAGACCAACUCGCGGCCAGACUUCUCGACCUACCUCCGGCAGCUCUUGCAAAACAAAGUGGAAGGGAUCACCGCCUACAAGAAGCUGAGCCCCGAAUUCCCGGAACGUGGCUCGGUCUUUGACUGGAUCUUCAUGGCUGAGGAGCUGAAAUGGAUCGGCUGGAUGGAAACCGUGGAUCCUCAACAGAUCAAACCCGGCUCGGCGGUGGAGUCGAUCAUCGUACAGACCUUGGAUAGUGUUCGUUACGGCUAUUUCCUGCAGCAUUGCAUCAAGCACCGCAUCAAGUUGCUCUUCUGCGGCCCCACGGGCACUGGAAAGACAGCCUACAUGCAACAGAACUUGAUGAAUCUGUCCAAGGAGGGCUUCACUCAGAUCAUGAUGGGCUUUUCAGCUCAGACGAAAUGCGCCCAGACCCAGGACCUCAUCGACGCCAAGCUGGACCGGCGACGGAAGGGCGUCUAUGGCCCACCCUUCGGGAAGCUUUGCGUCUUGAUGGUGGACGACCUCAACAUGCCCAACAAGGAGACCUAUGGUGCUCAGCCGCCCAUUGAGAUCUUGCGGCAGAUGAUUGAUGCCAGGGCGUAUCCUGAAAGUGGUGGAUGGUUUGACCGGAAGGAUGUGACGCAUCCCUUCCGCUCCAUCAUCGACGUGCUGCUCUUCGCCGCUAUGGGCCCACCCGGCGGCGGACGGACCUUCAUUACGCCACGGAUGUGUGGCCAUCUCUACUUGGUCGGCUUUCCCCUGCUGGAUGAUGACAACAUGAAGAUGAUUUUCUCCACCAUCCUCGAUUGGAAGCUUCAAGCCGAUGGCUAUCCUGGCGAGGUGACAGGUCUCUCCAAGAAGAUCGUGGCAGGGACCCUGGAGAUCUACAAGAGUGCCGUGGCCUCGCUGCUGCCCACGCCACUGAAGGCCCAGGGCCUAACGUGUGGCGGUGUUGGCGGCGUGGAGGAGGGAGGCGACGUGCAUUACACCUUCAACCUGCGAGACUUUGCCAAGAUCAUCUUCGGUGUGCUGUUGCUGAAGAAACAGGAAUGUGAUGGCGUGGCGCGCCACGUGCGUCUUUGGGUGCACGAAAUUUGGCGCGUCAUCGGAGACCGCCUGGUGGUGAAUGAAGAUCGCCUUUGGAUGCUGGAGCAGGUGCGAGCGGUGACAAAGAACGUCUUCGGGCAAGGCUUCGAUGAGGUGUCGAAGGACGGGGAUGUCGAAGGUGAUGUGGGUCAGGUCACGACCUUGGAUGAGGUCAGGACGCUCAUCUUCGGCGAUGCUGGGCGAAAGCAGCGGGUGGAGUUGAUGUGUUCCAGGGCGUUUUACAGUCAACAUCCCUUGCCACUCUACUUGGUCCGCCGCCUCUGUGCCGCCCACCUCUUUGCGUGCCUCUUUCUGGAGCUUCGUCAGGCGAACAUUUGGACCCAAUUCACGACUUGGACCUUAGCACUCCACGUGCUCUUCUUCGGCCUCUGCGAGCGCGGGCAACCCUUCCUCACGCGCCUCUUGCAUGGCCCAAGCUUCGGUGGCUCUCAUGCCAUUUUGGUCAACUAUCUCUACGCAACCCUCGUCACUGGAGCCGUGGAGCCCACGAAGCCGGAGUCGAGUUCCGCGUGGGAUUGGAGUGGAUGGAUUCGAGUGGUGCCCUGCGUGCUUCAUUGGGUGGAUGGCAUUCUCAACUUCAAGGACCUUCAGAAAGCCUAUAGCCCACCGGUCACCGACUCCUCUGCCUGGGAUGCACGUUUGGGCAGAGCGAUGCUUUAUGCUGGCUCGCGAGUCAUCCUACGCGCGUGGGCCGCAGCUCUUGGCUAUUUGGCGCUGGCGGCGCUCUUCGCGGCUUUGUCCUCGGACCUGGACACGGCGAGGGCGGUGAGGGAGCUCAGCUUCUUCAAGUUCUUUGAGGUCACAGAUAUGAGGGAGGUUCUGUCUUUAGCCUCGACCAUCAUUUCCUACACCGUUUUCACGCAUCGGCUAUUUGUGAUGCCUGAUCCGCCGAAGAAGGUCUCAGAUGUGCCAGAGGACAGCAGCCUGCCGCAAAGUGCAGAUAUGCUGUCCCAGCCCGCAGCCCCGAACCGGCCCUAUACCGAGUGCCCAGACAUCCCGGAGCUACAACGACAGGUUGAGUCGCACUUGGAGCAGUACAACUUGAUGUCAACAAAGAAGAUGGACUUAGUAUGCUUCCUCUACAUGUUGGAGCACCUCUCACGGGUGGCGCGUGUUGUGAAGACUCCUGGGGGCAAUGCCUUGCUUGUGGGCGUGGGUGGCUCUGGGCGGCAAUCCUGCAGCCGAUUGGCGUGCUUCCUGGCAGAUUUCGACGUCUUCCAGAUUGAGAUUGCACGGGGCUACGACCAAGUGGCCUUCCGCGAAGACUUGAAGAAGCUUUUGACCGCUGCGGGUGGCAAGGGGGAGAAAACGGUCUUCCUCUUUUCGGAUUCCCAGAUCAAGAGCGAAGGCUUCGUCGAAGACUUGAACAACUUGCUGAACACCGGCGAGGUGCCGAACCUCUUCGCGCCGGACGAGCGGGUGCAGGUCUGUGAGAUGGUGCGCGCGGCCGCGCGCCAGGAGGGCAAGGCCCCGGAGGGCACUCCAAAUCAACUCUACGCCUACUUUGUGGAGCGCUGCCAGAAGUUGUUGGCCAUCGUCCUGUGCUUCUCGCCCAUUGGAGACGCCUGGCGCGCACGCAUCCGACAGUUCCCAUCUCUGGUGAACUGCUGCACCAUCGACUGGUACACCGAGUGGCCGGCGGAUGCCCUGGUCGCGGUGGCCGAGCGGUUCUUGGGUCAGGUGGAGAUGGAAGAGAAUGUGCGGACGAGCUGUGUGGAGAUGUGUUCCAUUUUCCAUUCGCAGACCACCGAGUUGGCUGUGGAGUUCAAGAACAGCUUGAAGCGCAUCUACUACGCCACGCCCACCUCCUUCUUGGAGCUGAUCCAAACUUUCAAGACCCUUCUGGGUGGCAAACGAAAGCAAGUCACAGACCUGAAGGAUAAGUAUGAGAAGGGCUUGGAUAAAAUCCUCACCACCGAGCAGUCCGUGGAGGGAAUGAAGGUGGAACUCAUCAACCUGCAGCCCAAGCUGAUUGCGAAGAAUGAGGAGGUGGAGAAGAUGAUGGUCGUCGUCGGAGAGGAGUCCGCCAAGACGGCCAAGGUGAAGGAAGCAGUGGCAGCAGAUGAGGCCGUCGCUGCCGAGGCAGCUGCCAAGUCUGAGGCACAGAAGGCAGAGGUGGAAGCUGAUUUGGCAGAGGCCAUGCCGGCGUUGAUGGAAGCGCUGAGCGCCUUGGACACGCUGUCGGCCAAAGACAUUGGAGAGAUCAAGGCGAUGAAGAAUCCACCGGGACCCGUGAAGCUGGUCCUGCAGGCCGUGUGCAUUAUGAAGGGAAUCAAACCCAACCGCGUGAAGGAUGAGUCCGGGAAGAUGGCGGAGGACUUCUGGGGCCCCUCAGUGAAGAUGGUUGGAGAGUCAGACUUCCUCCGCUCCUUGCAGAGCUUCGACAAGGUUGGCAUUUUCCCAGACCGAAGCCAAACCGAUUUGAUCUCCGACUUCGGCCUCUCCAAGGGGGACAACAUACCCGCGGCCACGAUCAAGAAGAUCCAAACCUUCAUGCCCUUGGACGACUUCCAACCCGCGCGCGUCGCAUGGAGUGGAGAUGAGAGGGCGAUGGCUCAAGGAGCUUGUCGUGGCUCAAGGGGCCUUCAGGUGAAGACGUGCAGCAGGGCGGCCUGGGGCAUUUGCAUGUGGGUGCGUGCCAUGGAGACCUAUGACCGAGUGGCCAAGGUCGUCGGCCUCUCGGAGCAAAAGACGACCGGGGCGAAUUCGACGACGACGGGUCGGCGAGGACCCAAGAAGGAGGCCCUAGCCAUUGCCAUGGCCGAGUAUGCGGAGGUCAUGGAGAAGCUCAAUGAGAAGCGCGCGGAGCUCCAGAAGGUGUUGGACCAACUGGCCGAGCUGGAAGCACAGUUGAAUAGCCUCAAAGCUGAGAAGGACGACCUGGCGUAUCAAGUCGACCUUUGCAAGACGCUUGAGACCAGCGAAGACCAGACUGAGCGACGGAAGAAGUUGGACCGCGCAGAGACCCUGAUCGAAUCCCUGGGUGGCGAGAAGUCUCGUUGGACACAGAACGCCAAGGACCUGGCAGUGGACUAUGUGAACUUGACAGGUGAUGUCAUCGUUUGCAGCGGUUUGAUCGCCUAUUUGGGCGCCUUCACACCGGACUUCCGGGAACGAACAGUGAAAGCUUGGACGGAGCUGUCCUUGGAGAAGUGCAUCCCUGGAAAGGAGAAGGUGAGUUUGGAGGACUGCUUGGGUGAACCAGUGAAGAUCCGCAACUGGACGAUUUGCGGCUUGCCCAACGACGCCUUCUCCAUCGAGAAUGGCAUUAUCGUGGACAAGAGCCGCCGUUGGCCGCUUUGUAUCGAUCCUCAGGGUCAGGCGAACAAAUGGAUCAAGAAGAUGGAAGAGCCCGCCAAGUUGGCCGUGAAGAAGUUCACCGACAGCGACUACAUCCGUCGACUGGAGGGGUGCAUUACCUAUGGCAAUCCCAUGUUGAUCGAGAACAUCUUGGAGGAGACCGAUCCAGCCAUAGAGCCAGUGCUCCUGAAGCAGACCUACCGGCAAGGAAAUCGGGUGAUGUUGAAGCUGGGGGAGUCGGUCUUGGAGUACAACAAGGACUUCAAGUUCUACUUGACCACAAAGCUGCGGAACCCGCACUACCUGCCGGAGAUCGCGGUCAAGGUGACCUUGCUGAACUUCAUGAUCACCGUGGUGGGCCUUCAAGACCAGUUGUUGAACAUCGUGGUACAAGCUGAACGCCCGGAGCUCGCCGAGGACAAGGCACGGCUGGUCAUCGAGGGUGCGGAAAACAAGGCUCAGCUUGAAGAGACCGAGAACAAGAUCCUGCAUGUGUUGCAGACUUCGCAAGGCAACAUCCUAGAGGACGAGACGGCCAUCAACGUGCUGAGCUCCAGCAAAGCGCUCUCCAACAAGAUCGCAGCCAAGCAGGAAAUUGCUGAGCAGACGGAGAAGCAGAUCGAUGAGGCGCGCUUGGGCCUCUUGGCGCACCAAGCGUCGGGCUACGUGCCGGUGGCCUUCAAGACGGCGAUCCUGUUCUUUUGCAUCUCUGACUUGGCCAACAUCGACCCCAUGUAUCAGUACAGUUUGCCCUUCUUCGUGAGCCUUUUCCUCUCUUCCAUUGAGAAGGCGGAACAGAGCGAGGACUUGGAGAAACGCAUUGAGAAUCUGAAUGAUACGUUCCGAUACACGCUCUACUGCAAUAUUUGCCGAAGUCUCUUCGAGAAGCACAAGACGCUCUUCUCCUUCCUGUUGUGCAUGCGCCUGUUGUUGUCCAGUGAAGAGGCGGACUACGACGAUUACCGCUUCCUCCUCACGGGCGGCGUCUCGCUGGAAGAUCCCCCCGCGCGGCCGGCGGACUGGGUUCCGGACCGGUGCUGGGGCGAGCUCUUCCGCUUGGCCAAGUCCAAGGAGUUCUAUCAGGGCUUCCACGAGAAGUUCGCAUCGGAACUGCCGAGGUGGAAAAUGGUCUACGACGAUGUGAACCCCAUGAAGCUGCUGAAGGAGCCGGAGACUCGACCCGGCUCCAUGGCAGAGUUCAACGAUUUCCAGGAUUUGAUGAUCUUGCGUUGCAUCCGGCCCGACCGCGUCGUGCCUGCCGUGCUGGAGUUCGUGGCAGGGAAGCUGGGAGAGAAGUUUGUGAACCCACCACCCUUCGAUCUGGCGGGCUCCUAUGCUGAUUCCAACGCCAUGUCACCGCUGAUUUUCAUCCUUUCCCCCGGUGCUGACCCGGGCUCCAAUCUCUACCGCUUCGCUGCGGAGAAGGGCCGAGAGGUGGCGAGCAUCUCCUUGGGCCAGGGACAAGGCCCAAAGGCUGAACGGCUCAUGGACAUCGCCACCAAGGACCGGGUCUUCGACCCAUGGACCUGUGACCGAUAUGGAUGGGACGGUGGUUGGGUGCUCCUGCAGAAUUGCCAUUUGGCCACGAGCUGGAUGCCACGCUUGGAACGACUGUUGGACGAGAAGGAUCCCAAGAAGGUGCAUAAGGACUUCCGUCUUUGGCUCACCUCAUAUCCAUCCAACAAGUUCCCAGUCGCGAUUCUGCAGAAUGGAGUGAAGAUGACCAACGAAGCGCCAAAGGGCUUGCGUGCCAACAUGACGGGCUCCUACAACAUGGACCCUAUCAGCAAUGAGGAGUUCUUCAACGCGUGCACCUGCGAUCAUCAGUUUAAGCGGCUGUGCUUCAACCUGUGCUUCUUCCAUGCGGUCAUUCAGGAGCGUCGUCUCUUCGGACCCUUGGGCUGGAACAUCGCCUACGAGUUCACGGAGAACGAUUUGCGCAUCUCAGUGCGGCAGCUUCAGAUGUUCCUGGACGAGUAUCCCAAUGAAGCACCCAUCAAGGCUCAUGGUCCCGAGCCGAAUCCGUCGCGAGCGAGCUGGGAGAAUCCGCCAGCGCUGAACUACUUGACGGGCGAGUGCAACUACGGCGGCCGCGUGACCGAAGCCAUGGAUCGACGACUGUUGGCCACCUUGCUGAAGAGCUACUACUGCGAGGAAGCCCUGAACGAUGACUUCGUGCUCUACCAGGAGACGAAUGGACCCACUUAUGUGCCACCACCCAAGGGUGGCUAUGAGGAACAUUUGGACCACAUCCGUAGCCUGCCCUUGGUGACGCCUCCGGGCGUCUUUGGCUUCCAUGAGAAUGCCAACCUCACCAAGGAAAUGGGUGAGACCUACAACAUGAUGAUGGAACUGCUGCUGACGGCUGGUUCCUCCAGCUCUUCUGGUGGCUCCUCCCCUGACAUCGUGGUGGGCGAGAUUGCAAAGGACGUGCUGAGCCGUCUGCCGGAGCCUUGGGAUGUGGCCAAGGUCCAGGAGAUUUAUCCGACCCUCUACGCGGAGAGCAUGAACACCGUGCUGGCACAGGAGCUGAAACGCUUCAACGGUCUUCUGAAGGCCAUUCAGGGCUCGCUGAAGGAUAUCCAGAAGGCGGUCAAAGGUUUGCUGCUCAUGAGCGCCAACCUGGAGACGGCCUUCUUCGAGAUUUUCGACGGGAAGACGCCGGCCAUGUGGCUGAAGCACUCCUAUCCCUCCCUGCCGCUGGGACAUGCGCAGCGGGCAAUGAAGCCCUUGGGUGGCUACAUCAACGACCUGGUCGAGCGGCUCAAGUUCUUCCAGAAAUGGGUGGACAACGGAGCGCCGGUGAUGUUCUGGUUCAGUGGAAUCUAUUUCACUCAAGCCUUCACCACUGGCGCUUCGCAGAACUUUGCGUGUCUUGGAUACCCUGGCAGAGGACUGGGAAGAACACGUCGUCGUCACGUGACGAGUGUCCUGUGUCUUUAUAACAUGGUUCCCACUGGCCGUAUUGAAGCUUUUGCCUCCAUGAUGUGUGAAGAACCGUUUGCAUUUUUUCUGUGCGACCCACGCGACCCAAGAGUGUUUUGGUGUCAAAACUGCCAAGCCAAAUGUGCCGGCCGCAUGCUUGAGAUUGAUUGA